Exaiptasia diaphana is the source of this 2756-nucleotide messenger RNA. Its product is annotated as tetratricopeptide repeat protein 28. Gene Ontology annotation, molecular function: protein binding. The transcript is spliced from 2 exons. Lineage: Eukaryota; Metazoa; Cnidaria; Anthozoa; Actiniaria; Aiptasiidae. The annotation marks the transcript as partial. The record is from RefSeq and is a predicted model, not a curated record.
AGCCUUUACACACAGCAGUCAGUGCAGACUAUUAUAUAGACGAUUUGUCUUUUCACGAAUGACUGAGCUUUAUGCACGGCGCCUCGUCUUGAUUCCUUUGUGCGUGACUAAUGAGUCAAAACUCGCAAGUCGGUUAUUGGUUCCAACGACAUGGUCCACGCACGAAACCAUGCGUACGUUCAGCUCGCGAUCCUAAUUGCUUGUCUUACAAUUUGUUUUUUGUUUUUUUUUUUAGAGGGGGGAGGGGAGGGAAUUGAAUUCUCUCCUUCACUAUUCCCAGUGUAAUAUUGAAAGUUAGUAGUUUCUCCGCAUCUAAGCGAGGCGAUCGUUGAAUGUGCAAUGAUAGAAACCUUCUGCAUUCUUUUACACCUUAUUCACAGGUAUCCAUUCAUUCAUUCCUUUGUUAUUUAUUCAYUUGUUGAUUUUUAAUACACAAUAUCAUAUUUUAUCUAUCAAACUGACRCAUUUCUUUAUCAAAUCAUAUGUAUACGGUUUAUUCAAAUCUAUGUAUAAAGUGAAACCCUGUUGUCAUAACUACACUAAUCAAAACAUUCAUUUCCGGGUUGAGCCAGACUUCAGGUACUUUUGCACAGCGGGAUUACAAACGACAGAACUCUUCCGGGAAGUCCGAGAGAGGCUAAUCUUGUUUCUUAAUUUGGACGAAAAAUUCUAUAAAAUUGACUGACAAAGAACCACUUCAUGUCGUGAUCUGUUUGAUUGAUCUAUUAUCGUGCAAGAAUCUUGUAUCUACUCUGCAUCGUAUGUGAACGAGGAACAGUAUUCAGUGCAAUAAGAUUUCGUCACGACUGGACUCGGUACAAAGGAAGCCCAAUUUGAUAUACUAAAGACUUUAAAGAGACGACAUGAAAUGGUCGAAGGCAUAUUCUAUCGGUGAAUCAAAACUAGAAGCUGGUGAGACUAGAGAUGCUAUAAGAUACUUUAAAAAGGCCCUGAUGAUUGCACAGGAGAAUGGCUCCAAACAGGAAGAAACUGUCACGCUAGCAAAACUGGCUGACGUUUACCGUGAUAUAGAAAAUUAUCACGAAGCUGUUGAUUACUAUGAGAAGGGACUGAAAAUAGUACAAGAGACUGGUGACAAGAAACUAGAGUGUGCGAUUUGUUAUAACAUUGGCAAUGCGUGUGAUAAACUGGGAGAUUAUGAAAAGUUUAUGCAGUAUUCAAAACAAGGCUUCAAUGUUGCAUUAAGAAUCGGUGACUCUAGACUCACUGCAGAUUCUUAUGAAGGUCUUGGUCGUGCUUACCAUUCCCUGCGUAACUAUCAAAAGAGUAUUAAGUGCCAUAAAAAAGCUAUUGAUUUGUAUAAACAACUGAAUAAUGAAGAUGGAUUAGGGGUUUGUUAUGGAAACCUGUCAUUAUCAUAUCAGAUGCAAGGAAAGUACCAUGAUGCAAUUCGUCUAUUAGAGGAGAGUCUCAGGAUAAGUGUUAAAAUUGGAAGAAAACAAAACCAGGCGGCUGACCUACUUAAUUUGGGAACAAUGUACGCAACGUUGAAUGAUUAUGAUAAGGCCAUCAAGAUGUCCCAGAAAAGUCUUGCUAUCAGUAUAGAGAUCGGUAAUAAACGUCUUCAAGCAAAAUGUUAUGGUAGCCAGGGAAAUGUUUUGUUUAAUUAUUGUAACAAAUAUUCAGAAGCCAUUGUGUAUUAUCAGGAAUGCUUAGACAUUUCAAAAGAAAUCGAUGAUAAACAAUCACAAUCGGUCGCCUUAUUAAACAUUGGCAACUGCUUAAAUGAAUUACAUCGAUACGAAGAGGCGAAGAAUCAAUACGACAAUAGUCUUGCUCUUGCUAAAGAAUUAAAUGACAAAUAUAGUGAGGCAGAUAUUUAUCAUGCUAUUGCUAUAAACAAUAUUUGCAGAAAUCAAUUUCAAACUGCAUUACCUUUAUUGGAGAAAUGUCUUGAUAUCGCUUCGACUAUUGGCAAUAAAGAAUCUGAGGGUGUGGCAUGCUAUAAAUUGGGUGAAGUAUACUAUUCAUUACACAAAGAGAACCAAGGACAUCAAGCAUGUCAUAAUACUGAUGAUAAUAUAGCUAAAUCAGAGGAAUACUUGAGAAGGGCACUUGAUUGUUAUGACUUUUUGUUACUACAUCUCCAUCAACACGAUGAUUUCAAAGUCUCUAUUUUUGAAACAUUCAUUCAAGCGUACAAGCUACUCACCACCGUGCUAAUUGAGACAAGGCAACUACAAGAGGCUCUGUUAGUAUCUGAUGGUAGACGAGCACGUGCUUUAGGAGAUCGAUUGGUCUUCAAAUACGGUAUGAUUGAAAAAGAAAUGUCAUUACCUAAGCCACCAACCUAUCCUGAUGUGGAGGCGAUCUUCUUUAAAGAUGUCUUCUCGAUACUGCAUUACAGCUUACUAAGCAACAGUUUGGCUGUGUGGGUUUUAGCCAAAGACUCACUGAUGUUCAGAGAAACUGAAAAGGAACAAUUUGAUUCUGCCAUAGAAACAUUGACUCAAGAAAAGAAAGAUGAUGAUGAAAACUCCAUUAAACGUUUCUUUACUUCUACGGUUUCAAGAGCAUAUGAAAUGAUGAAAAUCCAAGAAAGCGUCACUUGUGAAAACAGAUCACUUGAUGAUUGCGUUACAUCGAAAGAUCGUGUCACUACAAAAGCUUGUGAAUCUCUGUCACGUGAUGAUGGUACCAAUGAAGAGACCCUCGAUAAAGCGUCUCACCCACUGGAAAUGUUGUACAAUUGUUUAGUUGCACCUGUCCUAUCAGACGUACGACACGACGAGAUU